AUGAAUACGCAACGGCUGAGAUUGGUGGAUGACUCCACUUUGCUCGACUUCUACCAGCUGCGGACGCUCGAUCCCGAAGAUUACGCUGGUGCAUCGACCGGGUCGAAUCCGAUUGUGCAGGACGAGGACAUCGACCUGGACGAAAUCGCCAGAAAGAUCCCCAAGGAACAGCUCAACAAGUUUCUAACAGACCAGCCCGACGAGCCCGUCGCACAGAGCCGGCGGUCGGCGUUGAACGUGGGCGACCCUCUAGGGUUCCAUGAGUCCGUUCUGGACGAAUUGAUCGACAAGGACGUGAUCGACGACUCCAGAGACCCCAAGAAGACCAAGUAUUUGGUCGAUUCCAAGGCCUUCAAUGCCCGGCUGUUUCUCACCACCAUUCACAAGGAUAAAACGUACAAGGAGCUCGUCCAGAGUGUUUCAUACUUGGAGAAGAGCUUGCAGGUCCAGAAACCACAGCUACAGAAACUUAUUGGAGAGAACUUCCAAAAGGCCAUCGAUAACAAGAAACUGCUGGACGAGAUCUACAGCGAGUACUCGAUGAGCAAUUUGUCCGAAAACGUUUCGAACCUGAGCGAGUCGAUUGCCAAGGCGAACGUUUCGUCCACGAUGAUGUUGAACCCGGUUCUGGACGGACUGGAUCGUGCGAAUGAAAUCGAAAACUUCCUCUCGUUGCUUACAAACAACAGCGUAUUGCUUGAUCUUCCAAAGAAAUUUACUGAGUUGGUCUCAAUUGGCGACUUCGACUCGAUCUUGACAGAGUACAACUCCGGGAAGAAGGUGUACCAGGCGUCUUUGCGGAACAAUCCUAGCAACAGACCUGUUCUCGACAGGAUCUGGCUGGAAGUGGAGGACAUUUUAUCAGGAUACAAGAAACAGUUGUGGGAGAAGCUGGGAAACGUGCAUAUUGAGAACGUCGAGCUUUCCAGUGCACAGACAGACCAAUCGUUCCUCCCAACGAUCAAGAAACUGCUGGAACUUGGUGUUGAUGAAAACCCAAUACCGUACUUCCUGAAUCUGGAAUACAACUACAUCAAAGAUACGAUCGACGGCGAUCUGACCAAAGUGCAGCUAUCGCGAUUCCUGAAAGCUCGCGAAAACCUUUCCAAAACGUACAGCAGCGAAGACAGUUCAAAGAUAUCCAUGUCCACUCUUAGACGCACGCAUCUUUCUCUUGCGGAUCAUGCGAGCGAGGACGAGAUCUACGAUCUUCCUCUUGUGGCGGACCUGUGGGGGUUCCUGUGCGCGUAUGUGAAUGAGCUCACCGAAGAGAUUAUCAGCGACAGGUUCUACAAGUUCACGAGCAUGCUGGACUUUUUCGUCCACUCCGAUCUCGAGGAGGAGCUCGCCAUCAAGAACCCCGAGUCUCGCAAGUUCCUGCGGUUCGAAAGCUACGAGAUCAAACGGUUCAACGAGUACGUGAAGACGCUAAGCGAGAAGCUGUGUUACCAGCUGCGAUUUAUAUUCGACGCCACGAGCGCGCAGCUCAGCAUGGCCGGCUCCAAAAUCAACUUUGACCAGAACUUGCACAAAAACCUGUUUGACCUGGACUCGUUUGGGUUCAUCCCGCCUCACUCGUCUGUGCUGACCACGCUGACCAACUGCAUCAAUCUCCAACGCGACUUGGAGAAGAAUAUUGCCAAACUGAGCAAGAAAACUUCUGUCGAGUAUGACCUGUUUCUGUCCACCAUGCAGCGGAUCAACACCAAUUUCGUCGACGGUGUGCUGUGCGUUCUGAUCAACGACUCCAAACGACUCAAGUACAUCGAGGACUGGGAGCCAAGCACCGUCAAUAAAGGUUGUACCAAGACCGCAGACUAUCUGUGGAAUUUCUACCAGCUGCUGAUUCCAAAACUGCACACUCUGAUCAAGCCAAGCGACGAGGAGUCCUUUGAGGCGGUGAAGAAACAGUUCAUUGCCUCGUUCGACAUCAUCGUCGACAACCAGGCGGAGUCGCUCAAGACGAGUGCCCAGAACGAAGAGCUACGCGACUUGUACUACCCGGCCACGUUGAGCAACCUGUCUCUGUUCAAGCUGCGUCUGCUGCCGCGGAUUCUGAAACUGUUCGACACCAAAUUCGGCACGUCGUUCUCCACGUCAAGUCUGGACGUGUAUGGCAAGAUCGAGAAGUACGAGUCCGACAUCUACGCCGAGUAUAUCUCCCAAUACAAGACCCAGCUUGAGGAGACAAUUUUGCAAGGAAUCAAGAGCGUGGACUGGUUCCAGUUUUCUGCCAAACAAAUUCUUGUGUCUGGGUUUGUUCUCAAACCUAUCAACCUGAUCACCAUUGUGAUGUCAAAGCUGCUGAGCCACAAGUCCAACAUCAACUACAUCAUGAAGAUCGAGCUCGAUUUGAUCAACCACUUCAUCUUCAAGCUCAUCGAGAGCUUGAAACAUAUCCAGCAGUUCAACUCCAGCGGCCUGCUGCAAAUAAGCGUCGACUUGCGGUUCCUGGUGGAGGUGUUCCAGCACUUCAACCAGUCUGGCCUAAAAGAACAGAUCAAUUUGGACAGACUAAUCACCGUGUCUGAUAGGUUCUCCAACAAAAACACAAAGUACGCCAACGAGAUCAACGAUAUUGUCAGAUCAAACCUCCAAUCCAACAAGGCCCAGAUGGACUGCUUCUAUAGAUUGUGA
This is a messenger RNA of Ogataea philodendri, 2637 nucleotides long. RefSeq lists its product as uncharacterized. NCBI's taxonomy places the organism in Eukaryota, Fungi, Ascomycota, Pichiomycetes, Pichiales, Pichiaceae. Gene Ontology annotation, cellular component: exocyst. The record is from RefSeq and is a predicted model, not a curated record. The transcript has a single exon. Bases 1 to 2637 code for a protein of 878 amino acids. Gene Ontology annotation, biological process: Golgi to plasma membrane transport; exocytosis.